AUGGGUGCUCCAAUGGCCGGACUUCCCCUUCCCUUUUUGGAGAAUGCAGAUCGAUUGAAAGCGACCACAGCCGAAGAGGCCUCGCCUCUGGUCCUGGUAUUGGGUGGUUCAACCUUUAUGGGUAGAGCGACACUGGAUGCACUCCUCCAAGUGCGGGCGAGAAUUUGUGUGGUCAACCGUGGUCGCUUCUACUGGGGUACCAAAGACCCGUCUAACGGGCGUGUGGCAAGAGUUACUGCAGACAGGCGGGACAAACAAAGUUUUGCGGAACGAAUUGAUGCCGUGACUAGCCGGGCUGUGCAAAACGAACCAUCCAGGGCAUGGUCGUUAGUGGCAGAUUUUUCAGCCUAUGAUGGUAACGAUAUAAAUGCAGCUUUGGAAGGUUUACGUGGCCGUUUCCACCUCUAUGCUUACAUCUCUUCUGACUCUGUCUAUGAGGUAAGCAAGUUGGCAGGCGAAGGGUGGCAAUCAGGCGUUACUCAUGUCUCAGAAGGAUCUUCAGCCAGACCAACUGAAGCAGAGAUGAGAAAAAAGUUGCGCAAGGCGGAUGGAUAUGGUGAUGGCAAGCUGGAGGCGGAAGAGGCCCUCUGUGCUGGGAUUUCAUGCCUCUCCGCCGAGCAUCCGAUCAGGGCAAUCGCUCUGAGAUUGCCAGAUGUGUUGGGUCCAUAUGAUGAUACUUUCCGUUUGUGGGCCUAUUGGCAUUGGUGGCAUUCAGGGCCAGAGAACAGACCACAGGUGAAAAAGCAGACUCUCAAGCGUUCAAGCCCCGACUCCCAUCCAGGUGCUGAUCCUGCUGACCCACCACUGGCUUUUGUUUUCAGCCAUGACGUUGCUCGAUUUUUGGUGCAUUUGAUCACCCAAGUGCCCGAUCUACCAGCUGCGAAUCAGAGUCAUUUUGAUGCAGUAAAUUUGGGAUGUGACCUCCAGAUUCCCAUGAGGAACUUCUUGGAGCUGCUGGCUCAAGCAUCUGGCCUACAUGGCGUCAGCCCGGCUUGCGUGGAACGUCCCAAAGGGUUCUUGCCAAGUGUUGAUCGGCCCCUGCCGUUGGAUUUCAAGAAGCUCAAGGAAACUUAUUUGUUUAGCGCGACGCCCUUGGAGGAGGUGCUCAAAGUUUGUGCUGACUGGUUUUCAGACGCAUGCAAGCAUUUUCCAGAGGAGGCAGCUGAGGCUGCGAUGAAGCUGCCUCCCAGUGCCCGGGCACCUGCUCUAGCUUACGCUGGAUUGGAGAUGCCACAAAGCCCUUCUAGUGACUCCAGCUCUUCGUGAGCGACCGGUCUUGACACGAAAUUCUUUUCGAAACUGGAAUCGGCUGAGCCUGUUGAGAGUCAGACGGGCGAAUGCGGUGGG
This is a messenger RNA of Cladocopium goreaui, 1347 nucleotides long. The record is from the annotation of a GenBank genome assembly. Lineage: Eukaryota; Dinophyceae; Suessiales; Symbiodiniaceae.